This is a messenger RNA of Erythranthe guttata (spotted monkey flower), 953 nucleotides long. The record is from RefSeq and is a predicted model, not a curated record. Lineage: Eukaryota; Viridiplantae; Streptophyta; Magnoliopsida; Lamiales; Phrymaceae.
CCUCCACCACCCGUGAAGUCACCACCACCACCAUACGUGUACUCAUCACCUCCACCACCCGUGAAGUCACCACCACCACCGUACUACUACUCAUCACCUCCACCACCCGUGAAGUCACCACCACCACCAUAUGUGUACUCAUCACCUCCACCACCCGUAAAGUCACCACCACCACCGUACGUGUACUCAUCACCUCCACCACCCGUGAAGUCACCUCCACCACCAUACGUUUACUCAUCACCUCCACCACCUUUGAAGUCACCGCCACCACCGUACGUGUACGCAUCACCUCCACCACCGGUAAAGUCACCGCCACCACCGUACGUGUACUCAUCACCUCCACCACCCGUAAAGUCACCGCCACCACCCUAUGUGUACUCAUCACCUCCACCACCCGUAAAAUCACCGCCACCACCAUAUGUCUACUCAUCACCUCCACCACCCGUAAAAUCACCGCCACCGCCAUACGUCUACUCAUCUCCUCCACCACCCGUAAAGUCACCUCCACCACCGGCAUACAUCUACGCCUCCCCGCCUCCUCCAACCCAUUAUUAAGCUCUGAAAAAUCAGUCAGUCUAGGAUUCCGAAUAAAAGAAGGCUUCCGCUACCAACUUCUCAGAGCAACUAUUUUAUUCAUGAAUAAGGUUCUUCAAGCAUUAAAAAGCAUCAGAGUUUGCGUGUUGGACCAGUUUUCAUCUAGUUCUGUUGCUGUUAUCCUCCAUAUUUUCGCUGCUAUAUCUUCAAGUACUGGAAGUGGCUCAAACAUACAUUAUCUGUUUGGACAAAGAAGAUUUUAGACAGUGAAAAGUAAUUGCAUCUAAGGGCAGUGUUUGUUCUUAUAUUAUUGUACAGUGGAUGGCUUUGUUUGGUUGAAAUUUAUAUUCAUUACCAUUCUUUCUUUCGUCUCUUGUGCUCUCUCAACUCAAUGUUUCUAAUAAAAGCAAUUGAUUUUU